AUGAAAGGAAAGAUGUACAAACGCGUGGACCGCGAGCACAAGCGCGACUUUUUCAGCAGUAGGCAAGAUUUCUCGUCGCUCUUAGACCCGUUCCCGCAAACGUCUCAGAGCACUGCGACAACUUCGUCCAGCUCGAGUACUAGCGUCAGCUCUACUGCGACGUCUAGCAGUGCUGCGGCUACAUCGACGACGGCUAGUGAGUCCUCCACGGCGUCGACCUCGUCCACUCAGUCGACGCCCAGCUCCACGGCAGCUGUUUCUAAGUCGACCGCAGCAACGUCCUCUCAGACCUCUUCUGCAAGCGCCACCUCCGCGAGCUCGGAUUCGGUUGCUAGCACCACCACUCCCGCGACCUCCGCAUCUCCUGCCACCACUACACCCAGGUCCAGCGCGGAAGCUUCCACCUACACAUCGGCCUUUGCUACGACGUACACCUCGGAUGGUCAAACCGAAGUCGCUACCAUCACUACCACCUUAACCACUCAACCCUCCACCUCCGCGGUAGCCGAUACCGCGUCUAGCGGCUUCCUCCAGAACAAGUCGUUAUCGGUCGGCGUGAUCACCGUGUGCUCGCUCGUCGGCGUCAUCAUCAUCUUUGCCAUCGCGACAUAUGCCAUCCGCAAGCACAAGCGCAGCAAAGCGCGCGACGAGGCCAUCGAUUUCUCGCCAUUCCCGUCCUCGGAUGGGCUACUGGACCACAGGGACGUCGAACGGGACGGUGGGGCAGAUGGCGGCGGGGUUCCCGGUCCCGGGAGAAGAGCCUCGAGGAGUAGCAUCAACAGCAGUGGGAGCUUGCAGGGCGAUCCGUCGAUAGCGGGCGCGUCUAGUAAUCAGGCUGGUUUGGGGGCGCAGGGUGCCGUACGGGAUAUGUACGAGCGGGCAGGAUACCCAAAUAUGCCUGUCUUCCUCCCCGCGCCCGCCCCUGCACCGGCACCGUCCCGACCUGUCUACCCUAACCAGGCAUACCAAAACCCAAUGACGAGCCAGGUCCGCGCAUACAAUGACUACGGGCCCUACCCAUCCUACAACCCGAACGCGGCCACCUAUCAGCAGAACCCGAUCGCCAACGCGUACCCGUCCAUGCAGCAGAGCCAGCCACAGCCGAACCCGAUGAUGGCCCCUGGCCCUAGCAACCAGAGCAAUAUGAACGCACCGGUGCGACGGCCCAGUCUGAGGAAGCAAGUACCGCCUAUGCUCUUAAUCGACGUCCCUGCCACCCGCAGGGAUAUGGAUGUCCUCCCGGCGUACCCGGGACCCGCUGCUGGUGCCGUCCCAAGCCCGAUGUCGGCCAUCUCGCUUAGUGACGGGCCUGUACAACCUGCAAACGUCGUGAACGCCGCGAACCCGCUCACAACGCCCAUCGAGGAAGACUCGGGCCCGCCGGCGUGGAGGAGGAAGCAGCGCUCCUCGCUGAUGUACUCGCCCGUGCAGCUCGCGUACGCGGAGAAUUCGCAGCGCUCGAGGCAGUUGGAUCCGAGCAUUCCAAAAAUGCCGGCCGCGGGACCAGCGCCGCCGGAGGAGUUUGGGAGGUCGGUUCCCGUGACGGGUGUGGAUGAGAAGAAGUCGAUCAAGCAGCUCACUGUCCGGAACGAGUGA
Messenger RNA from Laetiporus sulphureus 93-53, 1596 nucleotides. RefSeq lists its product as uncharacterized. The transcript is spliced from 5 exons. Bases 1 to 1596 code for a protein of 531 amino acids. The record is from RefSeq and is a predicted model, not a curated record. Lineage: Eukaryota; Fungi; Basidiomycota; Agaricomycetes; Polyporales; Laetiporaceae.